AUGCCGUUUGGGCUUAUUAAUUUAAUUAGAUUCGGAGGUCUUUCUAAAGACAUAAUUGAAAAGGACUUGGAAGUUCGCUUUAGCCUUUUUGGAGUCGUAACAAGCGUAGACAUCAUACGCCAGUCUACAGGAGAUUGUCGUGGUUUUGCCUAUAUAACGUUAAAGACGACCGAUAAUGACUGGAAAAAAUGCGUUUCUCUCUUCAAUGGAGCUAAAUGGAAAGGAAUGACAUUAAAGGUUCAGGAUGCGAAACUUGAUUAUAAACAAAGGUUAAAAGAAGAGUGGGCAUUUCAAAAAGCUUUAGAAGAAAAGGCUAAAGUUACCCUGCCGCGUAAAAAACGUGGACGAAGUCGUUCUUUCGAAUUAGCUGAAGAUAUGAGUCUGAUAACUGAUAGCGGUGUUGAUAUAAGAAAGUAUGGUCGUGUAGCAUCGGUUAUGCGAUUAAAAAAGGAUGACAGAACAAGGGUAACGAUUGAUCCGAGUCACUAUAAAGACAACCUUUUGAAAUUUUCUGAUAAAGAUAUGGGUAUUAAACCGAAAUCACUGGUUCAACUACCGUAUUUUUAUGAGGAAUAUGAAACUAUUGAAGACAAACAACAACCCUUUAGAUAUUUAAAUAAUGAAAUGAAAUUGGGCGAGAACAAAACUCAAGUAGAUUCUUAUGGAAAAUUAGACAAUGAAUCAAAAAGUAAUUUUGCUUCAUUUUUUCCAAAAGUUGACAUUACAAUUACCAACCCAGCACCUAUGGGUAUCCAAGGUAUCCAAACUCAGUUGCCGCCCUCAAUUAUUGAUGAUUUUAAAAAAUUGAAAUUGGAAAAAAAAAAGAAUGAGAAGAAUCUUUCGAAACCAGAUAAUUUAUCGAAACAAGAACAAUCUAAUCUAAUUCGUUUGGAAGCGCUGAGGCAACGUGCAGAAGAAAAGCGUGUUGAAAAAGAAAAGAUAACGCAAGCGUUAAGGGCAGAGGCUGCAUCAAAUGUAAUUGAACAAGUCUUUGAUGAUGAUGAACAGGCAAAUGCAGAAUCACAUACAAUGAACCUAUUUGAUUCAGAUGAAUCUGAUAAAGAUCCAGUAGGAUCAACAAGUAUAGAGAUAAAUCCAAUUUUCGAGGGUUCUUUGGGACGUGAAUAUCUUAAUUUACAAAGGAAGUUUCGUGGUGAUAAAAGAUUCAAAUUGACAGAAGAUUUUGUUAGUGAUGAUGAUGAUGAUCAAAGGAAUGUGAAUAAUAAUUUAUCUACUAGUGAAAUUGACGAUGAAACUGCCAAAUCUUUAGAGGAGGAAAGGGGAAACCAAUUUGAUAUUUUGAAAGAAAUAUUUGGAGACAAUAUGAAACCCGAAAAGUUGAAAAAAAAAGGAACCCAAUGGAAAGAAAUAGUUCAUUUCGAUCCUGACGUUUCAGAAGCGAAAUCAUUGGAAGUUCAAAGGCAAGAAAUUAAUGAUUUACCAAAAUACACUCCAUCAUUAUCGAAACCUUUGCCCAAAGUAUCAAAAGAUGUAAAGAUAGAAAUUAAUUCCGAUUUGAAAGGAAUAUUCGCCCCUCGAACAUCAAACGUUGUACACUCUUUCUCGCUUUUUGAUGAUGACGGGAAUAAGAGUGAAACUGAUGAUAUGCAAAUGCAUGGACAUGAAUAUAUUAACGAGAACGGGGCAACUUUGUUUCCAACAAUAACGGACAGAAUAUCUGAUCAAAAAACGCAGAAUUCUUCGGGGCCAUUAUUCUUUUUUCAUUUUGGAGAUAAUGAAUUAUCAAAAAGAUCACACUUUAGGGAAAUGAAGAUAUUCAUGCGGAUGUCACCCGCUGAAAAAAUAAUUUCUCACUGGCAAGAAACUUCACGUGAUUUGACAAAAGAAUAUAAACGUAAACAUAAAUCAGUAUCGCGUAAAUUGAGCAAGAUGAAGAGAAAAUGA
Molecule: messenger RNA, 1905 nt
Organism: Funneliformis geosporum
Lineage: Eukaryota; Fungi; Glomeromycota; Glomeromycetes; Glomerales; Glomeraceae
Source: the annotation of a GenBank genome assembly